Messenger RNA from Leptonychotes weddellii (Weddell seal), 718 nucleotides. Lineage: Eukaryota; Metazoa; Chordata; Mammalia; Carnivora; Phocidae. The record is from RefSeq and is a predicted model, not a curated record.
CCGGGCGUCCACGGGAGUCGGUGCAGACCGGACCCUGCACCGGGGCGAGCUGACAGGAGUUUGCGGCAGCGAUAGAACAUGGAGAUGUCAUGGGCGCGACAGAGCCUGGCGGGGAUACCAGCAGCGUGUGAUGAGUUCCACCCGUUCAUCGAGGCGCUGCUGCCUCACGUCCGCGCCUUCUCCUACACCUGGUUCAACCUGCAGGCGCGGAAGCGCAAGUACUUCAAGAAGCACGAGAAGCGGAUGUCGAAGGACGAGGAGCGGGCGGUGAAGGACGAGCUGCUGGGCGAGAAGCCCGAGAUCAAGCAGAAGUGGGCAUCCCGGCUGCUGGCCAAGCUGCGCAAAGACAUCCGGCCUGAGUUCCGAGAGGACUUUGUGCUGACCAUCACGGGCAAGAAGCCCCCCUGCUGCGUGCUCUCCAACCCCGACCAGAAGGGCAAGAUCCGGCGGAUUGACUGCCUGCGCCAGGCUGACAAGGUGUGGCGGCUGGACCUGGUCAUGGUGAUUUUGUUUAAGGGGAUCCCCCUGGAAAGUACUGAUGGGGAGCGGCUCUACAAGUCGCCCCAGUGCUCGAACCCCGGCCUCUGCGUCCAGCCACAUCACAUUGGAGUCACAAUCAAAGAACUGGAUCUUUAUCUGGCUUACUUUGUCCACACUCCAGGUAGGUCACUCUCCACCCCCCACCCCCCAUUUUAUUUUACUUGCCGCCAUUUGUUUU